Messenger RNA from Fopius arisanus, 4240 nucleotides. RefSeq names its product aftiphilin (gene Afti). Bases 437 to 2902 code for a protein of 821 amino acids. Gene Ontology annotation, biological process: intracellular transport. The transcript is spliced from 8 exons. Gene Ontology annotation, molecular function: clathrin binding. NCBI's taxonomy places the organism in Eukaryota, Metazoa, Arthropoda, Insecta, Hymenoptera, Braconidae. The record is from RefSeq and is a predicted model, not a curated record. Gene Ontology annotation, cellular component: AP-1 adaptor complex; trans-Golgi network membrane.
CCUGCCACUCAGGGGUAGGUGACAUGAUGGCGCAUGAAAACAGGUGAUCGUGAUCACAAAUUACCAGAGUUGUUCCACCCCAAGACCCACCAGGUGAUGAAGUUCUCUCAAAAGUGUUGGAAAAACGUAAAAUAAAAAGUUGAAAAAUCAAGUGGAAAAUUCGGCAAUUCGCAAGUGAUGCAGUGCAUCCUGGAAAAACAAUUGUUUUAACAUGUUUGGUGCCUUAUUGUUAUUUAAUUAUCAUUUGAGACAAUUGUCUUAUCAUUAACUGCGAUAGACACGUUUCAGUGAGGCACACGUACGUGGAACUGUCAGGUGUUACCCUGUCAAAACCUACCAGUACUUUCAAUUUUUCCAUCUGAUGAGAUAGAAUACGUGUCAAGGUGGACUUUUCGGCAGGAUUCCAUAGGUUUUCACAGCAGGUGAUUUCAGGACAAUGUCAUUUCCGCCUCUGGUGAGCUCUACUCCACCGCCUCUGGAUCACAAUUUCCGGGAAUCCGACGAGGAUGAUGAGUUUGGAGACUUUGCAGCAGGUGCACUCGAUGGCUCUUCAACGACCUCGGAAUCUCCCCAGAAAAUGUUGACUCCCCUGCAAACCCCGGUGUCAUCAGUGGCUCCAUCGCCCCGGGUAAAUGGCACGACGUAUUCGCCACUUCCGAAACUCCUGGACCCCAACAAAUCCCUCGACGAUGACCUAAUAAUAACCGUUGAAAAGACAAAUGACACAGUGAGCAGUAUAAAGUUAGGCAAUAGAACAAGCGUCAUAAAAAAUUCCCCACCCACUGACUAUCCCCCAGCUCUUCCCCCUCAGGAAGCCCCACAGGUGGAGGAUAUCCUCAAAAAUUCCCCAGACUUGGAACUAGUAACUCGUAGCAAUAGCAGUAGUCUAGCAGAUAGUUGUUUCAAGAGUGAUUCAUCGACGAAUCCCGAGGGAAUUGACGAUCCCGAGCCCCUGAGUCUCGUCCUAGACGAUCCCACAAUCUCCCAGGAUCACCCAGAGCAUCUGCUGAGACAUCCAGACCUCGAGGACGACUUCUACGACUACGAUAAAUUCAACAACUCCCUCGACCACGAGCCCUACCUCCACAACGUCUCAGAAACACCUGGAGAUCUCCCCCAGCAUCAACUGGGGGACAUAAUCGAGGAUAAAAAUAUCCAGGAAAAAAUCCUCGAGUCCUCUGACAAUAUCUUCGGGGACAUAACAUCGGAAUUCUCGAAUUACCUCAUCAACUCUCACGGGAAUGAAUUUGUUCAUCAUUUUACGAUAUCGGAUGCUGAUGGUGAUCCUGACAAACUCCUGGACGCAUCUCGGGAUAGAGAUGGCAAAUCAAACGAUGAAUUUUCUCCAUUUGAGGUUGCGCUUGAUGGAAAUACCUUGGAAAUCGAGAGUGUUAAUAAUAAUUCCAGUGUAAACGUGUUUCAAGCUGAUUUUUGUGAUGACAGGGGUGAGGGGAAGGAAAUUCGCGAGGCGAUUCAUGUGGGAGAUGAAGAGUUUGAGAGGAGAGAUUUCAAUUUUUUGGAGGCAUUAGAGGGAGAGCCGACACUGGAAAUUUGUCCUAAAAGUGUAGAGAGUUUUGAUGGGCUUCGGGGGUUUCGAGAGGUGGAGGGACAGGAAUUAGGGGAUUCAGAGACUGUUGUGGGGGAGGAAGAGUUCUCAGAGUGGAAAGUGCAGGAUGAUGACUUCGGGGACUUUGCUGACUUCUCCAGUGAACCCGUACCACAGGUGAACAGCGACUGGGGGAAAAUAGAGGAGAUUGGACUUGUGGAGGGGGCAGAUGAUGAUAAUGAUGAUUUUGGGGAGUUUGGGGACUUUGGAUCCUGUCCAGCUACUGUAGAGACCAGUCACAGUAGUUUUGAUUUAAGAGAGUCCAUCUGUCGGAUAGAUAAUAAGAAUGUUGCUAAUAAGAUCGAGGAUAUUAUUUGGAAUAUGUUUCCAACGGUUCCUGAACCCUCUCCUGUUGAUGUGACGACACUGAUAGCAGGAGACGACAUCGUUUGGAAUUUUUUGAAGAAUAUCGAGGAAACGAAUGCCCUGAGCUAUCAGUGGAGCAACAGUGGUAGUAAUAAUGCACUUCUGGCGGCUCUGGGCAUUGAUUCUAGAAAUAUUUUAUUUGGGCCUAGAUGGAAUCCAAAUAUCCCCAGGUUCGCAGCAAAUCUUGGGUACGCACCCCUGGAACCGAUGAAAGCAUCGAACACUGAAGGACAUACAUCAGCAGUGUCUACCUCCAAAACCCAGAAUUCAACGAAUUUGGAAGAGGUUCCUGCAGCUCAAUUCGAUUGGAACAGUUCCGGUCUUGUGAAUCCCCUGGAUGCAAGUGGUGGGCUGUCAGCACUUCUGCCACUAGAUUUAUUGUAUCCAUUCGAUCCUUUACUCACAACUCCUCACUGUUCCGGGCACUCCGAGUCCUAUCACCAUCACGCUGCUUGUGCCAGGAGCUCGAUAUAUUACUAUCCUGGAGACUCUGCAAUAGACUCCGGUGCAGAGGCCGUCGUUUUCAAGCCCCCGAGACAGCCGCAAAUCUCGAGAAUAAUCGAGCCCCUGCCUGGGCCCAGUACAAUCGACUGGAAAAAGAAACCAGAGGUUUCUGAAUCGAAGCCCGAUCCCAGGAUCUCUACCCAGAGGCUUCAAAAACUCAUGCAGAAGCCUCCACCGAAGCCGGAACCCAACAAAUGUGAUAUCAAACCACGCAAGAGCUCUCUGGGAAGAAGAGAGCGAAAUCCAGAGCACGCAGUUCUCGAUAGAUACGGCAGGCAGAUGGUCGUCAAGCCAGAAACUGUUCAGGUCCUCAAACAAUUGCCCGAUUUGUCGUUCCUCAGUGCCAGAACUCUGCUGUUCAAUCCUGAACAGAAACAGAUUGUUCAGGAUCUCGGAGCUAUGAUUAACAGGAAAAUGCCUGGUUGAGUAACCUCGGUCUGAAUACGUGUUUGAAGGGUUUAUGAUUGAAAAAUCUUCGAUAAAAAAUCUUGAAAUUGAAACCCAAAACUGGAGGAUGAAGUACUGAAGUGAGGAUAUCUGAAGAAGCAUUUUACAAUCAGCAAAAUUUAAAAAGGCAACAUCCCAAAAUCUCCGUUUCAAACCUGUGUUCAGACCAAUUAAAUAAAUCAAACGUGUGACGAAGUGACAGUAAAUGAGUUCAAAAAUUAUUUAUCGUAAAAAAAUAUUGAGAGAGUUUAGGAGGAAGUGGAAUAAAAUUUAACGCUGGGAAUUAAAUUGUUUAAAUUCAGAUAAAUUGAAUAAUAAGGGAAGAAUUAAAUUUUGAUCUCAUGUACUUGUAAUUUCUCCACUGAAAGACUCCCCGCUCUUCCCAAAGGUUGCAAACCAAUUUUUCGUGAAUAUUCCUCGAUGCACACUACACAUCUAGUAUUUGUGUGUGAUUAUGCACAUCACAAUUGAUUGACAUUCCGAUUUCCUUAAUUUUUAUUAACAGAACAUUGAGAACAAGAGAUGAGUAUUCCAUUGAAUUUUUUCAUUGCUACAUUAUCAGAUAGAUAAACAAAAUCAUAAGAUUUUGAAUAAUUACACUCGUCUCGUACUUCAAUUAAUCCAAAAUUUAAUUUUUUUAUUCCCCUUUUUUAAUUAAAAAAAAAAUACGUCGUGCCUGCCAGAGGAUUUUGUAAUUACCUACCAGUUUUGUUAAAUGAAUUUUUCUAGUCGACGUGUUUAUCAUUUUUACUAAUUUAUUUAUCUUCCCACAAUUAAUUAAUUUAAGUGAUUGAGUCAAUUAACGAGAAAAGGAUAAUUGAAAUCAAAGAGAAAUCAUUGAUCGAUGAUUCAGGAGUGAAGAGACAAAUUAAGUAUUUAAGUAAUUCGGAUAUUCGUUUUACAACUUUCCCCCUGUAUUAUAGCCAAUUUUCUCAGUUAUUUGUUUCCAAUUGAUUAAAAAACUAUAAUCCAUCACUGAUUAAAGGAUCUCUGAAGGGUGAAAAUUGUGUGAAUACUGAAAUCCAUCACGUUUUUUAUAUGAACAAAUUUAAAAACUAUUUUCUAACGACGACUAUUCAGUGCUCCGUGUCUGCAAUAUAUUAAUCACGAAACAAAAAGUAUUGCGAGUACUUAAUCGAGUGAAUAUGUAUUCUGUGGGUGAAUCCACUUCGUAAAUUGGACGUUCAUUGAUGCUAAUUGUUAUGUUAAUUAUUUAUACCUAUUGUAAUAUAUAUCAUGUAAUAUAUUGUGGAUAUUAAGAACUAAUAUUACGACUAGGAGAAUGUUGAAGAAUAUUAAAUAAAAGCCUUUACGUAA